CAAGGCUUCGCAACCGGUAACCCCGACAACGACGCCUGGGCGAUCCGACACUUCGCGACGCGGUCCGCCGGCACGCUGGAGUUCGCGGUGGCUCAAUCAUUUAGUAAGAAUUUCGGGCUAUAUGGCGAACGUUGCGGGGCGUUGCAUAUCGUGACGCGGGAUCAGGCGAGUGCGGCGAAUGUAGAAGCGGUGUUGAAGAAGAUUUCCCGGGCGGAGAUUACCUCCACGCCUGGGUUUGGGGCCAAGGUGAUUGCGACGAUUAUGAAGGAUGAGAAGCUAAGAGAGCAGUGGUAUCGUGAUUUGCAGACGAUGAGUGGCCGGUUGAGGGAUAUGAGGGGGAGGUUGUUGGAGGGGUUGAUAAGGAGGGAGACGCCGGGGAAUUGGGGACAUUUGGUGACUGAUAUCGGGAUGUUCUCCAUGACCGGACUGUCGCAGGAACAGGUGGUGGCGCUGCGGGAGCGGUUCCAUGUUUAUUUGCUGCCGACGGGGAGGCUUUCGAUGACAGGAUUGACGCAUGAUAAUGUGGAAUAUGUGGCGGAGUCUAUUGACAAGGUGGUGAGG
Molecule: messenger RNA, 561 nt
Organism: Aspergillus ibericus CBS 121593
Lineage: Eukaryota; Fungi; Ascomycota; Eurotiomycetes; Eurotiales; Aspergillaceae
Product: PLP-dependent transferase
Exons: 3
Biological process (GO): amino acid metabolic process; biosynthetic process
Molecular function (GO): pyridoxal phosphate binding; L-aspartate:2-oxoglutarate transaminase activity
Source: RefSeq, a predicted model, not a curated record